AUGAAUAAUGAAGAUGUUGAAAUUUUAAAAAAUAGUCCGUCAAUAGAUCAAUUAAAAGAAGUGCUAGAUAAGAAUGAGGUGUCAUUUCCAGUGGUUACUGCUUUGUUAAAUUUUACAAUACCUCAGAUUUAUCAAUCAUUACCAAAUGACUUAAAACAACAAAUAAAACUUAAAUUUCAAUCACUAAUAGGGUUUGGAAAUUUAUUAAGUAAAGUAUCUACUUUGAAGAAUACGUCUAGUAAAGAAGAACUCAAACUCUUUGUUGAUAUACUACAAGAUGUUGUUGAUGACGAAUUAAUACCAAAUUUGUUAGCAUCCAAAAAGCAAAUAGAGACAAGAGAAAUUGAUAAAUUGAUAUUUAAAGGUCAACUACUAGCAAUUGUUAAUGAAGUACAAGUCUCAAAUCAAAUGGAAAUUGAGAAUCCUAAUUUAAAAUCAACAGAAGCAUAUAUCACUUAUCUUGUGAAUUCUGUAUUGCGGUUGUAUAAAGUAUCAAAUGUCCCAGAAAUUUUCAUUCAUUCAAUUUUGGGUUUUAGUAAACAUUCAUUUGUACUAUUUUUUAGGAACUUCUUCCAACCUCAAAACUGGCAAUACUUUUUAAACACAUUAAAUCAGCUUAAAUCGUUUCAAAAGAAGGAGAUUAUCAAAAAGUUUUAUACAAUUUAUAUCACAACAAUUGUUAAUGAAGGCAGCAUUAUUCCGCUUUACAAUAUCCUUAGAUUCUCAUAUGUAUAUAUUGAUAAUAACCUAUGUGAAAUUGGUGUUCAAUCAUCAAAUAGAAAUGUUUUACAACUAAUAUCAUUAAUAUUGACAAAUUCUUCAAAUACAGAGCCACUAAUACUUAAUCAAAUAGAAAAGUGGGCUGAUCCAGUAUAUAUUAAAACAGAACCGAUAACAAUCCAAGAAUUAAGAACUUUGUUUAUUGCACAAUUAUUGUCUUAUCAAAGAGGAUCAGACUUUGUCCUUGGGUUAACUAGGAAUAAAGUUUGUUUAGAAGCUAUUAGUAAUAGAUUACAAUCUUUUUCAAAUAACGUUAAAUCCUUGGGUGUGAUAUUAGCUGAUUAUAUUUGUGAAUUAAACGGUGAAGAGAAAAUUUUCAAAUCAACUAAAAUUGGUGAUGAUUUUAAUGUGAUUGUUGAACCACAACAGGUUGAGAGAAUGUCUGAAGAAGAAGCAUGGAGUUUGUUGAAUUCACCGAAACUUGAAGAAUCAAAACCAAAAGAGCUAGUUGUUCAAAAUAUAAUACAAGAAGAUUCAGACUCAGAUGAUGAUGAUUUAGUGCCAUCAAAAGUUAAAAUUCCUGAUCCAAUUUAUAUAAAAGAUUUACUAGAUUAUUUAACGGUUGAUACAAAAAAUCAACAAGCUCUUGAAAUGAGAAGAUCAGCUUUAGUUAAGGGGCCAACAUUAUUAAGACAAAAGUUUAGACAAGGUAAUGAAGUACAAUUUUAUUCAGAAGAAUUAAUUACAAAUUUAAUUGCGUUGGAUAAUUUUUUUAAUGAAGAAGAUUUUGAAGAAUUGAAAUUAUUGAAUUUAGUGGCUGUCAUUGUAACAAAUCCAAAUGUUACUUUUUAUUUAUUUCAAUUACUAUUGACUGGUGAUUAUUCAUUACAACAAAGAAUGGUAAUACUUUCUGCAACGUCAUUAGCAGUUAGGGAACUUCGGGGGUUGAAAGAUGAAAAAAUUGUCAAUUCAUACACCACAAAGGACUUUGCAACUAAGAAAUUACCAUCAAAUUUACAUAACAAGUAUAUGCAACUAGAAGGAAACUACGUAAAUCAAAUUGAAAACAAAUUACAAGAUUCUUUGAUGCAACAAGCUUCCGAAAGAGCUCAGGAUGAGAUUUUGGGGAAAGGUAAAUUAGUUAGGAUAUCAAAAUCAUUACAGAAAGCCAAUGAACCACAAACAAAACCAUUGGUAUCUAAUUUUUUCAAGUUGGUGGGUUCAAACUUUUAUUUUCCUUUAUUGAAUGUAUGGUAUGAAUCUGAGACUGUUGAUAUUGGUCAUUACUCCACGAUAUUUAUUGCUCACUACUUGAAAACACUAACCUUAAUUUUACAUGUUGCUUAUCCAUCAUCUACUCAGCUAAAUGAUAUGAUAAAAGAAUACCUUUUGUUAAGCUGCUCAAUUAUCACUAAGGUGACUACAGAAGAAAUUCAAGUUGUGGAAAGUCUAAUUACGGGAAUUUUGUUGAUUUUUGACAUACUGGAUGUAGAAUACUUGGUCCUUAAUUACAACAAUGAAAUCCUACUAUUUUCAAAUUGGUUAAGUUCAUCGUGGGAGUCAAUUAUUGAUCAAAAAGUUAAUAGUCUAGCAGCUGGUCUAUUGUUGAAAUUACAAGAUACUACAACAAAAUUUGAAAGAACUUUGAUUGAUCAAAAUCAAGGUCUUUAUUAG
This is a messenger RNA of Lodderomyces jiufengensis, 2394 nucleotides long. RefSeq lists its product as uncharacterized. Bases 1 to 2394 code for a protein of 797 amino acids. The record is from RefSeq and is a predicted model, not a curated record. Lineage: Eukaryota; Fungi; Ascomycota; Pichiomycetes; Serinales; Debaryomycetaceae. Gene Ontology annotation, biological process: telomere maintenance via telomerase; protein stabilization. Gene Ontology annotation, cellular component: cytosol. Gene Ontology annotation, molecular function: Hsp90 protein binding; telomeric repeat DNA binding. The transcript has a single exon.